AUGUCGACAAAAGCAGCAACCAAGAAAAUCGUCGUCGCUGGCGGCAAUGGCUUCCUCGGAAGCCGCAUCUGCAAAGCAGCAGCCGCACGAGGCUGGCAAGUAACCUCCAUCUCGCGCUCCGGCGAACCUACGUGGUCCUCCGUCACCUCAUCCCCCGUUGCACCCACCUGGUCUUCCGACGUCAACUGGGUCAGCGCCAACAUCCUGCAACCCUCGACCUACAAGCAACACCUCGAAAACGCCGAUUCCGUCGUCCACAGCAUGGGUAUCUUGCUAGAAGCCGACUACAAAGGCGUCUUGACCGGCAAAGAACCCAUCAUCGGUGGAUUGCAGAAGGCAUUCAGCAGUACAAAGCAAGGGACCCAGAACCCAUUGGAGAGAAAAGAGGGCAGUGAUGUCGAGCCACAGCAUGAGGGCGGUCAAAUCACGUACGAGGUCAUGAACAGAGACUCGGCUAUCCUUCUGGCCAAGGAGGCUUCGGCUGCUGGCGCUUCGUCCAUGGCAUAUAUUUCUGCUGCUGGCGGUGCGCCCAUCUUGCCUGCGAGGUACAUCAAGACCAAGCGCGAAGCUGAGGAGUCCAUCACUUCGAAUUUCCCAGCCAUGAGGAGUGUCUUUAUUCGUCCUGGUUUCUUGUAUGAUUCAUCACGGACAUUCACCGUCCCUCUGGCCGGACUGACGUUCAUGGGUGCCAUGGCCAAUUCGCUAGUUGGUGGUCGUUUGACUGGGCUGAUGGGUGCUGGUGGUGUCGAGCCUCUAAAGGCAGAUCUAGUUGCCGAGGCCGUUGUUGAGGCUUUGGCCGAUGAGGAACUGAAGGGCCCUGUCGAAGUCAAGACCAUCAAGGAACUUGCGACUCGUGCAUGGAGAAGGGCAUGCUCUAAGCUUGCUCUAAUAUACAAUCAUCCAUAG
Aureobasidium vineae is the source of this 906-nucleotide messenger RNA. The record is from the annotation of a GenBank genome assembly. Lineage: Eukaryota; Fungi; Ascomycota; Dothideomycetes; Dothideales; Saccotheciaceae.